GGUGGGCACAGUCGCAUGUAGGUAGCUGCAUUGUUGACUACAGAUGAGGACUAAUCGGGAGCUCGCAAAAAAAAAAAAAAAAAAAAAAAGGUAAACAAUCAGGAGCACAAAGAAACUCUACAACAUAAACGAAGGAGAAAGAUACGUCAGAAUUAAGAAGAAUUAACAGGAAGACAGACUGCUUGACAUGGAUUGUCCAGAUAUCUGCAAUUCAGUACGCUUCAAGAGUAAACCAUAUCGAUAUUUUGGGCGUUUUUAAUUCAGUUACAAAUGUGUCUCUUAUAUUAUCUUUAAGAUUGUUGAUAAAGUUCAUGUCGACUGGUGAUCUGAAAUGGAUCACUUUUUAAAAAACUUUUUCAACAAAACUGGAAUGUGAUCGCACGUAUUGGAUGUAUAUUGUAUUUAUAAAAAGCGGUCGGCACCGGAGGGAAGGAGCAAAUAACACAGAGCAUCUGGAAAACAUCAUAACAGUAAAGAAUGGGGAAUAUUGAGAGUGUGGACGGGCAAUCUGUGAUGAAGCAUCGUAUGUUGCCCCUGAAAGUUCCCAUGCCUGACCAAACAGAGCUUGAAGAGAGAUUUGCCAUAGUUCUGAACUCUAUGAACCUGCCUCCAGAUAAAGCACGUCUCCUCCGGCAGUACGAUAAUGAGAAGAAGUGGGACCUCAUUUGUGACCAGGAGCGUUUCCAAGUGAAGAAUCCUCCACAUACAUAUAUCCAGAAACUACGUGGAUAUUUAGACCCAAGAGUCACACGUAAGAAAUUCCGUAGGAGGGUGCAGGAAUCCACCAAAGUUCUACGGGAGCUGGAGAUAUCACUGAGAACCAAUCACAUCGGGUGGGUUCGUGAAUUCCUCAAUGAUGAGAACAGAGGGCUGGACAUUCUGGUGGAGUAUCUCUCCUUCGCCCAGUGUGCAGUCAUGUUGGGUUUUGAAGGGCUGGAGAAUGGCGAGGACUGCUCGCUGGACAAGGCUAAAUCCUGGAGCAGGUCCAUUGAGGAUCUGCACCAGAAUGGCUGCAAUACGCUGGUGCGAUCUGUGCCACAAUCUGUCCUCCGUUAUGGCUCAGCUGCCAACAGCAAAACCAUCAAGAACUCCAGAUUAGUGAGUCAAAAGGAUGACGUGCACGUGUGCAUCAUGUGCUUGAGAGCGAUCAUGAACUAUCAGUAUGGCUUCAACCUUGUCAUGUCUCACGCACAUGCAGUCAAUGAGAUUGCCCUGAGUUUGAACAAUAAGAAUUCAAGAACAAAGGCGUUGGUCCUGGAACUGCUGGCUGCUGUGUGUUUGGUGCGAGGAGGCCAUGAAAUCAUCCUCUCAGCAUUUGAUAACUUCAAAGAGGUAUGUAAGGAGAAGCACCGCUUUGAGAAGCUGAUGGAGUACUUUCGAAGUGAAGAUGGAAAUAUCGACUUCAUGGUGGCUUGUAUGCAGUUCAUCAACAUUGUUGUCCAUUCAGUGGAGGACAUGAACUUCCGUGUACAUCUGCAGUAUGAGUUCACUAAACUGGGUCUUGAUGACUUCUUAGAGAAAUCCAAGCACACAGAGAGUGAUAAGCUGUUGGUGCAGAUCCAGGCAUACCUGGAUAAUGUGUUUGAUGUUGGAGGACUGCUGGAGGAUGCUGAAACGAAAAAUGUGGCCCUAGAGAAGGUGGAGGAGCUGGAGGAGCAUUUGUCACACGUGACAGAGAAGCUUCUCGAUGUUGAAAAUGAGACCAUGAUGAAGGUAGCGGACCUUGAGAAGCAACUUUUACACAAAGACAAGGAACUGACAGACAUCAAGGAGACAUAUGAGUCAGCCAGCUCACAGGUGCACACACUGCGGCGGAUGAUCCAGGAGAAAGAUGCUGCUUUCCAGAGGCACAACAACAUUGAGAAGCGUUUGUUAGAGCUGGAGCAGCAGGGCACCAUCCGUUUGCACAAACAGCCUGAUGGGGACAUUGCUAUUGAGACCCUGGGUGGUAGUGGCGGAGGGGUAGUUGGUGUGGCAGCAGUUGGAGCUCUUCUAGCAGACUUGGGUUCACUUACUGCAGGGUUAAUUGGGAGCGAAGUUCUUGGUGUCAGUUCACCUGCUGCUGUUGAAGCUGUUGCACUGCCUCCACCUCCACCUCCACCUGCCCCACCCCUUCCCUCAGAAGUGGAAUCUGUUCCUAUUCCUCCUCCUCCACCUCCUCCUCCUCCUCUCCCUGGACCAUCACCAUCAGUCAUCCUCAGUGUUGGCUUAUCAGCCAUCCGCAUUAAGAAGCCCAUAAAAACCAAGUUCCGUCUUCCUGUCUUCAACUGGUCUGCACUGAAACCAAACCAGAUCAACGGCACCGUCUUCAACGAGAUCGAUGAUGAGCGUGUGCUUGAGGAGUUGGAUCUUGAGAAGUUCGAGGAGCUGUUCAAGACAAAGUCUCAAGGAUCUGUGGUAGAUCUGUUGUGCUCGAAGAAUAAGGUCUCUCAAAAGGCCGUGAACAAAGUGCAGCUGCUGGAUGCCAAUCGCUCAAAGAACUUGGCCAUCACUCUGCGGAAGGCCAACAAGACCACGGAGGAAAUCUGCAAAGCCAUUCAAACGUUUGAUCUGAAGGCUCUGCCGGUGGACUUUGUGGAAUGUCUGAUGCGGUUCCUGCCCACGGAGGCUGAGAGUAAACUACUGCGUCAGUACGAGCGGGAGAGGAGACCUCUGGACCAGCUGGCUGAGGAAGACCGUUUCAUGCUCCUCUAUAGCAAGAUCGAGCGCCUCACUCAGAGAAUGAACAUUAUUACAUUUGUGGGCAACUUCAGUGAUAAUGUCAACAUGAUGACCCCGCAACUCAAUGCCAUUAUUGCAGCAUCAGCUUCAGUGAAGUCCUCACCAAAGUUAAAGAAAAUUCUUGAAAUCAUUCUCGCUCUGGGAAACUACAUGAACAGUAGCAAAAGAGGCUCUGUGUAUGGUUUCAAACUGCAGAGUCUGGAUCUGCUGCUAGAAACGAAGUCUACUGACCGGAAGAUGACACUGCUCCAUUACAUUGCUCUCGUCGUGAAGGAGAAAUAUCCUAAACUGGCUACCUUCUACAAUGAACUGCACUUUGUUGAUAAAGCUGCAGCAGUGUCUUUGGAGAACGUAUUGUUGGAUAUUAAAGAGCUCGGUAAGGGUAUGGAUCUUGUCAGAAGAGAGUGUAGUUUGCACGACCACGCCAUACUCAAAGGCUUCCUGCAGACCAGCGAUACACAACUCGACAAAUUGCAGAAAGAUGCCAAGACCGCUGAGGAGGCCUUCAACAAUGUGGUGCUGUACUUUGGCGAGAGUCCUAAGACUACGCCACCCUCUGUGUUCUUUCCAGUGUUUGUGCGCUUCAUCAAAGCCUACAAGGAGGCCGUGGAGGAAAACGAACAGAAGAAGAAGCAGGAGGAAGCCAUGAGAGAAAAACUACUAGCACAGGAGGCCAAACAGCAGGACCCCAAGGUCCAAGCUCAGAAGAAGAGGCAGCAGCAGCAUGAACUGAUUGCAGAACUCCGCCGCAGACAGGCCAAAGACCACCGGCCUGUAUAUGAGGGCAAAGAUGGCACCAUUGAAGACAUUAUCACAGUGUUGAAGAGUGUGCCCUUCACAGCCCGCACAGCCAAACGGGGCUCACGUUUCUUCUGUGAUAUCAACCUCUUCGACGAGUCCAUCUGCUAGCCCCCCCCAAACCCCCCCAAAACUACCCCUAAUGCCGCAGAUCUCCGAAGCCAGCCCUUCCUGCGAGCUGACGCAGUGAUCCGGAAUGGGUGGAAGUGACCCUAAAGACCCCUCACGCACUCACUCUCUGCUACCCUCCCCCUGCUUUCUUCUGAAAUGACUCCUUCCUACAAUUCACAGUGACUGAGGGAAGUGCAGGACCAAACCAAUGUCUUUCAUUUUAAGGGAUGGGGAAAUUAUUUAUUGGAAAUCCUUUUUGGAUUCUGCACUGGAGACUAUCAACAAAGCCAUAAAAGCAGACUUUAGAACUACCACCCAGUCCUCAUGAAUGCAUGAGGAGCAUCACUAGAAGCUUGUGUUGUAAAAGUGGUUCCCUGUGCAAAGUUGUGGAUUGAGAAGCAAAGCAAAGAGAGAACAGGCAGCAGUGAGACUGUUCUUUCCUAAAGGAUUUAUGUCCUAUUAAUGUGGAUUUCCUUAUAUUGUGCAAUCGAAGCUCGACUUUCUGACAGUGGGAUCGAGCAGUGAGGUCAGACUGAUGUUAACUUCCUGUACAGUGCUUUAUAAACUAUGAACUCAAAAUACUUGUUAAAGGGAUAAUUCUCCAAAAUAUGAAAUUCUGUCAUCGUUUACUCACCUUCAUGUGUUCCAAACCCAUAUGUUUGUAUAUCAACAUGAGGGUGGUGAUACAUUUUUAUUAAACUUUUAUUCAUUUCAGCUACAGUACUAGGAGCUGGUUAGUCUGUCUCCAGUAUUUUAAUCUAGACCAGUACUGUGGUUACAAGAAAGAAGUGCCUUUCUGUUGAGUCAGUAUUAUUUCUUAUAGCUAAUAUUGAUGUAUCUAAAUUUAUAUCUUUUUGUUAAUCCUAAUGUUGAAAAAUGUUUCAUACUUAAUGUAAAUACAAUAAGUAAUUGUCCAAGAAAUGCAUCGCAGCUUUAACAAAAUGGCCUGAAUAAGUGCCAUUUUACUGAUCAUGUGCCUUGUAUUAAUGGUGCCUCUGUCCUCACCUGGACCUUUAUAUGGACCGGGCUUGUUCAAACUGUUAGCAUUUGACAUAUGCAGGAUUGGGAGAGUUACUUUUUAAAUGUAUUCCACUACAGAUUACAUGCUGUAAAAUGUCAUUUGUAACGUAUUCCGUUAGAUUACUCAAAGUAACUAACAUAUUUUAAAUACUUUGGAUUACUUCUUCAGCACUGGAAGAUUUUUUUUUAAACUUUUUUUGUCUAUAAAAACUCUGCCAGUACAGAAAGACAUGUUAAAUACACGUUAAAAAUAUAUUCUCUGAAAAAAACGAAAUAUCUUAUGCAGUGUUGUUUCUAAAACAAGAUCAAUCAAACUGAUCUUGUUUUAAGUAUUGUUUUACAGGAAAACAAAACUAAAAAUAUUAUCAAGAAUAAGAUUUUUGCACUAAUAUCAAAGGUCUUACUAGAAAAAAGAAAUUAUGAUCUAACGUAAAUUUUCUUGAUAAAAAAAUGUGAUCGUGUCUGGUAACAUGUGCAUGUAAAAUGGCUAGAAAUAGCAUUUUAUCUUAGCGUAUAAAGCUGAGAAUUUACACAAGGUAUAUUUCUAUUUCUUCUGCUCCAAACUUACUUCAAACUUCUCUGUCUGUAUCACAUCAUAAGAAAGGGUUUCACUGCUGUUCAAAUGCACUUUGGAUCGCAUCAUUUAUAUGAAUAAAUGUUUUCCAUCUGAAAGGACUAAAUAUUAAAUGAAACAAAUGACAAUAAAAUGCAAAGUAAUCUCUUCAGUAAUCAAAAUACUUUUGAAUGUAACUAUUAUAAUUACCAAUUAUUUAAAUUGUAAAUGUAGUGGAACACAGUUACUCACAUAUUUGUAUUUUAAAUAUGUAAUCCCAUUACAUGUAUUCCAUUACUCCCCAACCCUGUGCAUAUGUACCUGAGUGAAGUGUAGAUAAUGUAGUUCAUGCCAUACCAUGAAACUUUUCCUAGAACGUUCUUUCCGUUCUCUAACCCUGCAAACUAAAUACACCGAUUUAUUAUGCAUAUGAAUGCAUUUGACUUAGUUUUGAUAAUAAUUUAAAAUGGGAUAUUGGACCAAUCCAAAAUUGUAAUGACGGCAGAAUAUAAUCGCUUGGGUGUGCAAGUUCACCAAAUUACAAUUUCCCGAAACAGUAAUGAAAUUAAGUACAACCAUUAUUUGUAGGAAAGACUCGGUUAUGUUUAGACCAACAAGAUCUGUUCUUUAUAUUUUUAAAUGUUUUAUAAGAUCAGAGAGGAAUUUAAUUGUUGAAAAAAUAGCCUAUAAUGAAACAAUAUAAUGUGAUUCCUUUUGCACUAGUAUUAAAUACAAAGCAAUUGCAUUUGAUUGUCUUACGUGGCCGUUUAUGAAAGGAUCACAUUACAGUACGACACCGCAUAUUAACUAAAACUCAAAAAAGAAGUGAACAAAUACAACACUAAUGUUAAAUUCUCAAUUGUGUAACAGUAUCUUAUUUCACCAAUGGCUUCAUAGACACUGAACAUUCACUGAACUGAAUUUCAUAUUGUUGGCACACAGAAUAAACUAAAUCAAGCCAUUUGGGAGGAAAAGCACAAAUAAAAGGUGAAUGUACCAAAAUGUGGAUGUUAUUUAGUUGAUAUGGACCAAAAAAUGCAGUGGUUACCUGGAUAUUCAAAAAGUGUGGACCUGUCAUAAUUUUCAAUAAACAUAUUUGAGACUCACCUUUGUCUUCAUCACAAUAUUCAAAGACAUUAGCACAUUUUAGUUUAAAUACUGUCAGUUUCACUUCUGUAUAUUAUAUGAAUAGCCACAUUAUUAUGUAUCUUGUUUAUAAUAAAUACAGUACAAGCUAAAUAUAUAUAUAUAUAUUUUUUUACUUUGGCCUGAACUAAGACAAAAUGUUUUUCUUCUUCUUAAAACAAGUGUGACUUUUUAGAAACAAAAACUAACCACUUGUACCAUUUGCCAAGCUACAGCAGAGCACCAACCCAGAAACCACUUAUUUUUCUGUACACAUUUUUAUUUCUCAAUAUAUCGUUGUUUUGUAACUGAUGGAAGAUCUCCAGGUCCAGUUCUCUCUCAUAAAGAAGGGCUGAGCCACCAUGCAUUUCUACUAUAAAAAGCAGUUUAAUCAUCUUGUAUAUAAAAAAAAAUCAUGAAACAAUACGAACCAACAAAACUACAGAAAUAGUUGUAAUGUUGUGUGAAACUACUCGUCUGUGGGCACUAUGGGCCAAGCUAAAUUACAUUUGAUCGUAAACAGAGCAGUACCUUUAUGUUAAGUCCAGACGAUCGGGUGAAUAUUGUUAACAUGUAUCUGUUGAGCUGCAAAGAGUCUUUUUGGCGUUGUUGGAUCCAUGCAUUAGCCUAAGAAUAACCUCCGUUAGAAAAAAUGGAGGCUCAGCACCAUCAGGGCUGGCUGAGUCUCUCUACAGGUCAGGCAGAUGAGAAUGGAAUAAAAUAGCAGCAAGGCAGUGAGUUAAAACUGGAUCCACAUGAACCUCACAGGAAUGCACUUACAUUAGGCAUAAAAUCCAUAAGACAUAAAACUAUUCAAACUAAACGUGACACAGUUCCCACUGAAGUGAUAUGGAACAGUUCUCUUGAAGCCUCACAGUCUGAGAGCAGACGCAAGCUCUGGGUUUGUCUUUUUGUUCCUGGCCCACUGGAAGACAAGCGCCUCGCUCCUUUGGAUGUACUGAUCGCUGACACGUGAUUGCUUACACACACACACACACCAAGGCCACUGAUACACACCCUGGAAACAGUUUUGGAAUGUUCUCUCACAUUGACCGCCUUUGUUUCAAUUCAUUCACUCAUUCGUAAAAUCCAUUAUGACAUCAGAGUGCCGCGUUUUGCAUCUUUUCAUCCGGUUAAAAAAACAACAUCAACAAAAAAAAAAAAAACAAGCUAAAACAAA
Xyrauchen texanus (razorback sucker) is the source of this 7508-nucleotide messenger RNA. RefSeq names its product formin-like protein 3. Gene Ontology annotation, biological process: cortical actin cytoskeleton organization; regulation of cell shape; cell migration. Bases 478 to 3630 code for a protein of 1050 amino acids. Gene Ontology annotation, cellular component: cytosol. Gene Ontology annotation, molecular function: small GTPase binding; actin filament binding. Lineage: Eukaryota; Metazoa; Chordata; Actinopteri; Cypriniformes; Catostomidae. The record is from RefSeq and is a predicted model, not a curated record. The transcript has 27 exons.